CCGAACUAGGUUACCACCGCCGCCUGCUGCUGCUGCUGCUGCUGCUGCGCCUCAUUCUGCAUCUGUUAUCUCAUCAUAGCUCCGGCGUGUCUCCGGGGACGCCCGUGAGAUCCUUCUCCUCCUCCUCUUCCUCCUCUUCUUCUUCCUCUUCCUCUUGCUCCUCUUUCGUUCUCGUUCUCUCCUUCUUCUCUCGUCCUUCUCUCCCUCGUCGGUGAAACGACGAUCCUCGAGAUCUCGAUUGGCGUCACACGACGUACUGUCGUCGUGCUAUCACCCGUCGACGGCACCGCCGCAUUUCACCUCGGAAACCGUGACCACAGACAGAUCGCCGCGGGAAUUUUUUCUAUCCCGCGGAGAAUUCACGCGCGCGCUGGCCUCGCCGCCUGGCAACUACAUUCUCCCCGCACCGUGUGACGUAUGUACCGUGUGCGUACGCGCGCGCGGCCGCUGCCGAUCCGCCGAGAACUCGGGAUACGCGGCCCCUCAGAUCGCGGAGAGAAGGGGAGGGAGGACACGAUCACCGCCUCGAGGGCAUCCGCCGACGAGUGAUGGUUGCGCGAACGAUUCCGCAGCGCACCGACUCCUGGAAUGAUCGAUUAACGAACGAACGGACGGACCGUCGCCAUCGCGAGCGAAAUGCCACCGCGGCGGUAGCGUCAUCUUCGGUCGGUCAUCGGAAGACCACCGACGAGAUGAUGAUGUACUGGGAAUAGCAGGAAGGAUGCUUUUUCGAUCGCAGUGCAGCGAGUUUUGAUCUCUCCGGGAACGAUUAAUGACGUCAUCUGCCUUUGGGUUACUUGAAACUCGCACGUGAAAAAAACGCGAUUAUGAUCACAAAUAACAUCAAGAGAAUCGAUGUUAUGAGGUCGAAGAUCGCCAAGGCCGAACAAGAUGACGUUUUGGAAGACAAUCCGCGAUCAAAAAAAAUGUUCAAAGAAAAAUCAUGUUCAAAGCGCAAUGCACCGCGAGUAUUCACCGAGCAACUUAUGUCAAUCCGAAUCAAGGAACUGGCACAGCCGACGAAGCAACGCGCGUUGAACACUCUGAAGGAGAAAGGGAUGAUAUUGCCGCCGAUGUUCGUGGAUAAUCUUACCAGGAUCGUCAGGGCCAGGUCCUACCUAACUCCGGAGGAGGCCGCGCAAAUUCGCCGGGACGAACGUGGAAUGAGAAAGGCAAGGCGGCGACUUCCGCAGCCGCUCGCCAAGAAACCGGGAGAGAUCGCGAAGGAGAUUGCGCGAGCGCCGAUCCUGGACAGAGAUGCCACGAUGUGUCAGUACUUGAUGGCUGAACUCUUUGUCAGAAGCAUUCUGGGAUAUCGACGGGAAACGCAGAAGAGACACGUCCGCGAGAUCGCGGACGUGAUAAUGAGGCGUUUAACGUCUCUCGUCGAACGCGGGGACGUGAAAAACGGCGACCGUGCGACACAGCAGUUGCAACUUUUGGCGGAUACAGUAGCCACUUGGAUGGAUGAGGUGCUUGUCGAAGUUGCCGAUAUGCGUGAGAAAACUUUGGAGGAAUAUUCCGAAACAAGACAGAUGAAAACGAUGGAUGUGGACGAUGAUAAUGAAACAAAUGAGAAAAUUGAAGACAGAGAUGACGAGGUAAAAGGAAAGCAAGCAGGAGAAGAACUUGAAAUGAAAAAUCUGAACAAUAUGAUUCAAGUUUGAAUAAUCCGAAAAAUUUGAAGAAAGA
Pogonomyrmex barbatus (red harvester ant) is the source of this 1692-nucleotide messenger RNA. RefSeq lists its product as uncharacterized. The record is from RefSeq and is a predicted model, not a curated record. Lineage: Eukaryota; Metazoa; Arthropoda; Insecta; Hymenoptera; Formicidae.